Molecule: messenger RNA, 2156 nt
Organism: Pygocentrus nattereri (red-bellied piranha)
Lineage: Eukaryota; Metazoa; Chordata; Actinopteri; Characiformes; Serrasalmidae
Gene: cyb561d2
Product: cytochrome b561 domain-containing protein 2
Exons: 3
Coding region: 241-906 (221 amino acids)
Cellular component (GO): endoplasmic reticulum
Molecular function (GO): transmembrane monodehydroascorbate reductase activity
Source: RefSeq, a predicted model, not a curated record
GCAGUUUUCCGGGUGAGCUGAGCGGUGUUAAAAGUCUCUGUGGCGUCUAUUAAACGCGUCUGUGUGUUUAUGGAUUAAAGUCUGUGUGGAGAAGCUGUUUCUCCGCCGCAGUUCAGAUGGAGCUGAGGAGGUGACGGAGUGAGUCUGCUGGGCGAGCUGGAGUGGAGAGAGGCAGAGUGAAGGAGAGUGAGAGAGUGAGAGAGAGUGAGAGGGAGUGAGAGGGAGUGAGGACCCACAGCGAUGCUGCACUCCGAGUCUGAGCCCCGGCUCUACAGCGUGUCCAGGCUGCUGUGCGGGAUUUCUGCCCACACACUUUGUGCUGCUUUCACCGUCCUGAUAGCGGCGCUGGCGAAGCCUGGAUCCAGCUUGUUCUCCUGGCACCCGUUCCUCAUGACGCUGGCGUUCUCCUUCUUCAUGACGGAGGCGGUUCUGCUCUUCUCUCCGCACUCGUCUCCGGUGGCGAAGCUGAAGCACCCGACUAAAGCUCGUCUGCACUGGAUCCUGCAGUGUCUCAGCGCCUGCUGCGCCGCCGUCGGCCUGGGCGCCAUCUUCUACAACAAACACCUCAACGGCAAACCGCACUUCGCCUCCUGGCACGGACUGAUCGGUGUUAUAACGGUGGGUGUCGUCGUGAUCCAGUCGGUGGGCGCGCUGCCUCUUCUGUACCACAAACUGGCCAAAGGCUGGUCGCUGGCCAAGCUGAAGCGCUACCACGCCGCCUCUGGACUCCUGACGUAUCUGCUGGGCAGCGCCAGCCUGCUGCUGGGCACCUGCUCCGCCUGGUUCACGGGCAGCGUAAGCGGGUACGUCUGGUACCUCGCCGCUUUCUGUCCAACGCUGUCCGCGCUGGUGGUCAUGAGUCAGGUCACUAAUGCUUACAUGGCCAAGAAACGGCUGCAGUAUUAAGACCUCAGCUCUUCAGCCGAAGGGUGUGAUGCUGUCUGAAGUUUGUUGGAGGAGCAGUUUGGAAAACUCUUUUAUGCCAGAGCUACGAGGCAGAGGUGCUAAUAGCACGUCUUAAUGAUCAUGACUCGCCUCAGACUGUCCGGAUGUUAAAUAACCUCUAAUAGACUCGAUGAUGUGGUUUCUGACUCUGUUUGACUCCCUGUUACUUAUAAAUGUGGACCAAAUGGGUGCAGACCUGAAGCUUUAGGCGGCCUGUGCUGUUCCCGUACGUCAGUCCAUGUUCAUUGGUAAGUGAGUCAGACCGAGUCAGAAACCACAUCAUCAGACUGUUAGAUAUGGUGUUAGAUAUGAAGUCCAGAGAGGCCAUAAGGUAGUUAUAACUUGCUUAAAUUAAAAUAAUGCCUGGCAACGACUUCAUAAGGUGUGGGAAUGAGAUAAUUGUCAUGGCAACAAGAUCAUGCCUUAGUAAGCCUUAAGGCUUAAUUAUCUCAUUCCCAUGCUUUACUAAGUUGUUGCCAUGCAUUUGGAUCUUACAGAGCUCUGCUGGUAACAUCUCAUAUAAAUAAAAGUGUAUGUCCGUGCCUUAUUAACGUGUGGGAAUGAGAUCCUAAUGUGUGGCCACAACAUUACUGAGCAUUACUAGUUGUGGCUAGCAUUAGGAUCUCAUUCCUGUGUUAAUAAGGCGUGGCCACACAUUAUUUUUGUUUAUACAGGAUGUCACCAACAGGGCUCUGUAGUUCUCAAGAUAACAAAGUUGGUUAUCUUGUGACCUCGAGUUAACAAAAGUUAUCUUGAGGUAACUAGUUAAAUUAUCUUGUGAUCUCAAGAUAGUUGUUAGUUAUCCUGUGAUCUCGAGGUUGCAAAAGUUGUUAACUUGAGAUAGCAAGUUAAUUAUCUUGUGAUCUCAAGAUAACAAUCCAGACAAUGACCGAAGCAGCUCGUGGCCUCUCGGGACGUCUGCAGUUAGAGGAGAAUCGUUUUUUUCAACUGGUCCUUCACAGUAAAACGUUCCAGCCCGACGCUUCAGCAGAGAGGAUCUGUCCUGGACGCUCGUCUGUGCGGCUCCCCGACUGGGAAUGACGUUCGGAGCUGAUCUGGAGUGAUGACAUCGCUCAGGAAAUUCCAGAACAUUUAGGAGCCAGUCAGUCUUUGUAAUGCACGCUGAUCUUGGAGACACUCAGGUGCUUGUUUUUCACUGGAAAUAAACAGCUGCAAAAAAAUGGUCUCUGAUCCAGUAAAAGGAUCUCAAA